Molecule: messenger RNA, 3316 nt
Organism: Trichomycterus rosablanca
Lineage: Eukaryota; Metazoa; Chordata; Actinopteri; Siluriformes; Trichomycteridae
Gene: esrp2
Product: epithelial splicing regulatory protein 2
Exons: 17
Coding region: 113-2224 (703 amino acids)
Molecular function (GO): mRNA binding
Source: RefSeq, a predicted model, not a curated record
UGUUAUGGGGUUAGCGUGAGAGGAUCGACAAUUUUAUCCACCCUUCCCUACCAGUUAAACCAGUAACUCUGGAUAAAGCACAAUCAAGCAGUUUUUACCCUUGUGGUCCCUGAUGGCUUCGCACAGUGAUACUCUGGUGGUGUUCUUUGGGGCAACAGCUGGUGCAAAUGGGUUUAAACUGGGGUCGGAUGAGAGGGAAAUAAUUCUGUUGGUGUGGCAAAUUGUGGAUCUACGUGAUAAAAAGGUGGGGAAACUUCAACAGCGUUUAAUCAGACCAGACACAUUGGAGCUUACAGAAGAGUGUAAAGAGGAGACAGGAUUGACUACAGAUGAACUGUUUAAAGCUGAACCUCUGGACACAGUGCUUCAACAGUUUCAACAGGCUGUGUCUGUAGAAAUUAAGGCUCUGGGCAGGAGCUCCUACAGACUGUGUGUAGAUGGACCCCUUCUGAUCCGACAAGCACUUCACCCUGAGGCCUCCAAAAAGAAUCUGGCGUUGGCUGAGUGUUUCUAUUCAUUUGUGGAUUUAAAAAGAGAGUUUCAUAAAUGCUGUCCCAACGCCGGUCCGGUAAAGGACCUUACCCUGCCUUCCAUGCUCGACUAUUUAUGUCUCCCUGCUGUAAGCAGGCAGGAGUCUGGUGUGAAGGAGGUGAAGAGCAUGGUGAUGAUUCUCCAGCACAUCCUGGCUGAACCAUACAAUCACAAAAUUUGUUCAUUCGAGAACGUCCAGUUUAAGCUGGAAUCUGGAGCUUGCAGUAAGACUGAAGCGGUGGACAAUGAGACAGUAAUCAGAGCCAGGGGGUUGCCAUGGCAAUCUUCUGAUCAGGACAUCGCUCGCUUCUUCAAAGGACUUAACAUUGCAAAAGGUGGCGUGGCGCUUUGCCUAAAUUCUCAGGGUCGCAGAAAUGGUGAGGCUCUGGUGCGCUUUGUAAAUUCAGAACACAGAGACAUGGCACUGGAACGGCACAAACACCACAUGGGCAGCAGAUACAUAGAGGUAUAUAAAGCAACAGGAAAUGAUUUCCUAAGGAUUGCUGGAGGUACAUCUAAUGAGGUGGCACAGUUCCUAUCCCAGGAGAAUCAGCUGAUCAUACGGAUGCGGGGCCUGCCCUUUACUGCCACGCAUCAGGAUGUGCUCGGCUUCCUGGGCCCCGAGUGCCCUGUGACCGAUGGGGCAGAGGGGCUGCUUUUUGUUAAAUACCCAGACGGAAGGCCCACCGGUGAUGCCUUUGUUUUGUUUGCAUGUGAGGAAUAUGCCCAGAAUGCCCUGAAAAAGCACAAGCAAAUACUGGGGAAGAGAUAUAUUGAACUGUUCCGCAGUACAGCAGCUGAGGUUCAGCAGGUACUGAAUCGCUACAUGUCCACUCCACUGAUCUCCACGCUUCCUCCUCCCAUGUUUCCUGUGCCUCUGCUCACCACUCCUCCAUUUAUCACUACAUCCAGCACUAGAGACUGUGUGCGGCUGCGUGGUUUACCCUACUCCGCUGCCAUCGAGGACAUCCUGGAGUUUAUGGCAGAGUACACUGUAGAUAUAAAACCCCAUGGUGUCCAUAUGGUGCUUAACCAGCAGGGGCUGCCUUCUGGUGAUGCUUUCAUUCAGAUGAAGUCAGCAGACCGCGCCUUUAUGGUAGCUCAGAAGUGCCAUAAGAAGAUGAUGAAGAAACGUUAUGUAGAGGUGUUCCAAUGCUCUGCUGAAGAGAUGAGUUUCGUGCUUAUGGGAGGAACUCUGAACCGCAGUGGACUGUCCCCUCCACCAUGCAAACUGCCCUGCCUUUCACCGCCAACCUAUGCCACAUUUCCUGCUCCAGCGACUAUGAUUUCUACCGACGCAGCCCUGUAUCAGCCUCCUCUGCUAGCCACUCCGAAAACUCCACAGCUCCCCCCACACAGUCCGGCUCCAGCCUUUGCUUACUAUUCUACUCAGCCACAGGUUUACAUGAAUAUGAACUACACUUCCUACUACCCCAGUCCUCCCGUAUCACCAUCCACGGUGAGCUUCUUCGCAGCUCCUCCAGGAUCAAUAGCAGCUCAGCCUGCUUCUCCCAUUCCCCCUCAGCCUGGUGCUCUGGUGCGCAUGCAGGGACUGGCUUACAGUGCCAGUGUUAAAGACAUUCUCGGCUUCUUCCAGGGUUACCAGUAUGCUCCUGAGGAUUACAGCACUGUGCUGGGAGUGAGCGAUCAGGCCCGUGCUUUGGUCCAACCCAAAGAGUGGCUCUGCCUGUAGGUGGUGCUCCUCCAGCUCCAGGCAGACUCUGUGCUCAUCCUAUAUAACCUGAGUGGCCAGAGGAGCAAGGAGGCACUUGUCACCUUUCCCAGCGAGGAAGCAGCAAGGCGGGCUGUGGCUGAACGUUCCAACCUCCCCCUGUCAGGUCACCCCGUCCGCCUCAUAUGCUGCGAAUGAGCAAAACGCUUACCACUUCAGCAAGCUGACGGAAGGAAUGCACUUCAUGUGAAUACAGACAGUCACAGGCAGUCUUUUCUCCAUUUCUAAUGCGCUGCUGCUGGGGAGAGGGACCUAGCAUGGCAAUACAUGAACUCUGUAUAUAUGUAUUUAUACCUUAUAUUCAGCUAUCGUCAAAGUGCCUUGUAUGUGUAGGUAAAUGAUAUAAUAUGCAUAGGCCUUGUGUAAAAUCUUCUUAGCUCUUCUUGUGGGUGAAUUUUCACCGAGUAUGAACUGUGUUUAACUCCUACUGCUCCAGAAAGCCAUUCAAAGUGCAAUAUACGCCUGGACCUGACAUAAGAAGGGAAUUAAAACACUACUGAAUAUUUUAGGGCUGUGUUUGAUGCCACUACUGAAUGUACAGUGAGCUUGUACAAAGCCACUUGCUUUAAAAUCUAAUGACUAUUAAUAAUUGCUGCAUGUUCGAUUUCUUUGCCGUUAUAGACCAUAGGAUGCCUGAAUGAUUGGAUGUUACUGUGUGAUUUACAUGAGUGCGUGCCUCCGCCUUACUGGAACCAAGUUGAAUCAUUUUCAGUACAGAACAGUUUUAUUUAAGUUGAGAACCAAUUUAAAUUAGCCUCAGAUCUGCAUGCUUUUUUGAUAGCCUUUAUUAAUGGUGGUCAUGUAUUUUGUUUUCUACUGAAUUGAGUGCAUCUGGAAAAGCAUUAAGUGCCAUUGGCUUUUGUUUUUUCAGUUUUUCUUUUUCUGCUUCAUGACAAAUUGCUACAUUGCUACAUGACAAAGUGCAAUAAAAGCAGAACAAAGCUUAGCAGGCCUUUUUGGCAACUAUUUUUUUAAACAAGUUUAAAGCUUGUAUGAUUCUAGAGAUAACCCUUAAGUGAUGUAUAUGUAAGCAAUAAAAUAUUAUUCUGAAAA